AUGUUAGAGGCGGCGAUGUCCACAAUCCAAGAAGAAAUCAACAACGAGGUGGAACGCUAUCAAGCUGCUAUUCAAGCGUGGAACGAGCAACACGUCCGGGUACCGCGUACUCGGAUGUAUAUCCACCGAGACCGUGAACAAGCUGGUUUGCGGCUUUUCAUGGAUUAUUUCUCUGCAGAUCCUCGAUGGAGUGAUCAGAUGUUCCAUCGCCGGUUCCGGAUGCGGAGGCAUGUGUUCCUGCGCGUUGUCAACGCAGUUGUAGCUCAUGACUCGUACUUUAUGCAAACCGUCGAUGUUGUCGGGCGGCAAAGUAUAUCGACUUUGCAGAAAUGCACAUCCGCCCUACGCCAACUCGCUUACCGAACAACUGCAGAUAUGUUUGAUGAGUACCUCCAUGUGAGCGAGCAUACUGGACGCAAUUGCCUAGCUAGAUUUUACCGGGCAGUGGUCGAAGCAUUCAAGGAUACAUACUUGAGAAAACCAACGACCGACGAUGUUCACAGAUUGGUGCGCAUGCACGAGGAGAUUGAAGCCCAAAUAAUUUAA
This is a messenger RNA of Salvia hispanica, 546 nucleotides long. NCBI's taxonomy places the organism in Eukaryota, Viridiplantae, Streptophyta, Magnoliopsida, Lamiales, Lamiaceae. The record is from RefSeq and is a predicted model, not a curated record.